AGACUCUCAUUCGCUGGAUAUAAAGAGAAUGUAGCCGGCAGUUAAAAGCAUCAGUCACCUUGUGAUCGUGUGUCGCAGCAGUGAUCUUCGGAGAUAGAUUUUACAGGUGUUACACGCGUUUUCAGAUCUGUCGAAAUCUAUCACAUAGUCGUCGAUCAAGAAACGAAACAUGUGGGAUCAUCAUUUACAACUGGUGAUCGUCAGUUUCGUGGGACUACUCUCAGUAACGUCGAUACACUCGCAGGAAAGUUGCGUGAAUCCACUGGGUAGAAGUGGCAUAUGCAUCAAUGUCAGAGAGUGCGAGCCGCUCCUUGAGCUUUUGAGGAGAGAUGGUAAUUCGGCAGGAAAUUUUUUGAGGCGCUCGGUCUGCAGAUUCGACGGUUCAAAUCCCAUCGUAUGUUGUCCGGGUGGUAACAGGGCAUUCGAGGAUGAUGACGACCCUAUCCCUCCCAGUCGUCCACGUGAUACAUCUGUCACUCUACCGCAAUCAAAUCCUUACUGGCCGAUUUAUGCCCCAGUUUGUGGUGCUAUUUCCAACAAUCAGUGGACGCGGGUCGUUGGAGGUGCGCCAGCCAAAUUGGGUGCUUGGCCUUGGAUCGUAGCAUUGGGAUACCGUUCAAAGACAGCGUCGAAUAAACCGCGAUGGCUUUGUGCUGGAAGUCUCGUGUCCUCCCGACACGUUGUAACCGCUGCCCACUGCGUUCACCGUCUCAACGAUCUUUAUUUAGUGCGUCUAGGUGAUCUAGAUCUCGAUGAUGAUGUUCAGGAUGGUGCGAGUCCCAUAGAUGUUCCUAUUGAGCAAGUCCACGAACACCCGCAGUACAGCGAGACUCAAUAUACUAAUGACAUCGCGGUGCUGAGACUGGCGUAUGAUGUAGAAUUUUCCGAGUUGAUCCGGCCGAUCUGUUUACCACUGCCUGAUGAGCUUUACAACAAAAAUUACGUUAAUUCAUUGCCGUUUAUUGCUGGCUGGGGAUCUAUUUAUUUCCGAGGACCCAGUUCCAGUCACCUCCAGCAGCUUCAAAUUCCUGUUGUUCCGCCAGAAAAUUGCAAAACCGCGUUCAACCGUUUCAAGACCACAGUAAUUGAUGAGCGAGUGAUCUGCGCGGGUUUCGCAAAAGGUGGCAAGGACGCCUGCAAGGGUGACAGCGGGGGUCCACUGAUGUAUCCAAAGAACAAAACGUUUUAUGCCAUUGGUGUAGUUUCAUUCGGUUAUCGAUGUGCUGAGCCGGGAAUUCCUGGUGUAUACACAAGGAUUACUCACUUCCUUGAUUUCAUCAAGUCUCAUUUAAAUUAAUUGCGAGAGCUUUUUGGUUGAUAUCUAUCUCACAAUUAAUUCCCAUUCAUGUCUUAGUCACAUUUUAAUAUACGCUGAAUAGAUCAAAUAAUAAAAUGAUGUGUAAAUUAGAUGAAA
Molecule: messenger RNA, 1414 nt
Organism: Diachasmimorpha longicaudata
Lineage: Eukaryota; Metazoa; Arthropoda; Insecta; Hymenoptera; Braconidae
Product: venom protease-like
Exons: 7
Coding region: 170-1297 (375 amino acids)
Biological process (GO): proteolysis
Molecular function (GO): serine-type endopeptidase activity
Source: RefSeq, a predicted model, not a curated record